This is a messenger RNA of Vespa mandarinia (Asian giant hornet), 1492 nucleotides long. RefSeq names its product glycerophosphodiester phosphodiesterase 1. NCBI's taxonomy places the organism in Eukaryota, Metazoa, Arthropoda, Insecta, Hymenoptera, Vespidae. Gene Ontology annotation, biological process: phospholipid metabolic process; N-acylethanolamine metabolic process; ethanolamine metabolic process. Gene Ontology annotation, cellular component: plasma membrane. The record is from RefSeq and is a predicted model, not a curated record. Gene Ontology annotation, molecular function: glycerophosphodiester phosphodiesterase activity.
UUUAUACAAUAAUAUACUAUGAAGUGUAUGAAUCAUCGAUUUUGCGUAAUUAUGCAGUGAAACAUUAUUAAAUGGCAUAAGACUAAAAUUGAAUAAACAUUUCUAGUAGAACUCAAUUCUCUUGCAAAAAUAACGUAACAUAAAUUAAACAUAGAUAUUAUUGACAAAGAUGCAUGGGAUUGUCGAACUAAUUUUAAAUAGUGCUUUAUUGUGGAUAUUUCUUGAAGCGACAUGGACUGUGUUAGUGAGCAUUUUAUACAGUUUCCGCAUACCUUGGAUUUUUUGGGGUUCUUUGAUCAUAUUGAUUGGAUUGAAACUAGUUCGAGUUCCACCUCCACAUGCAAGUAUUGUGAAUGAAGUACUUGGUGUGAAUCCCUUUUUCAUAGGAAAGGAAGUACAUACGACUGAGAACCAGGGUGAUGGAGAACGAUAUUGCAUGUCUGUUAUAGCUCAUCGUGGUGGAGGAUAUGAUUACCCUGAGAACAGCUUGUCGGCUUUUCAAAAUAGUAAAGACAAAGGAUGUACUGCAAUUGAAUUUGAUUUAAUUCUUACAAAAGACAACAUUCCAGUACUAUUUCAUGAUAUUACUAUUGAAAGACUUACAGGUCAAAAGGGUGUAGUUAGUGAAAUGACCUGGGAUCAAUUGAAGGAAUUAGAUAUCACAUUUAAUCAUCCACUUAGGAAUAAAUUUCUUGAGGGUGAAAAAAUUGCAUUGUUCAAAGAUGCUUUACAAAUAUGUUUAAACAAUGAUCAACGUAUAAUUAUUGAUAUCAAAGAAACAAGAUUAGAUAUAAUACAAGUGGUAUUGGAUGCUUACAAAGAAAAUCCAAAUUUAUUUAAGAAAGCAAUUGUCUCAAGUUUUAAUCCUGUGAUUGUAUAUUUGAUUAGAAGGAAAGAACCACGCAUUGUAUCUAGUUUAGCUUGGAGACCGUAUUACUUCUCAAGGGAAUCUUAUUUAGGAAUAAAUGGACCAGGACCAUCACGCUUUGUUAAUCCAUUUAAACAUUUGGCAGCUUGCAUAAUGGAAAUUUUAUAUGAAUGGGCAUUACCAAGUUUUAUUUAUUACAUUGUAGGGAUAUCUACUAUUCUUUUACAUAAGGAUAUAAUAAACCUGCGUGUUAUUGAACAAUGGCAUAAUCGUGGAAUUCGUGUGAUAGCAUGGACCGUCAAUUUGCCAUCAGAGAAAUUACACUUUUCUAGGCUGCUUAAAGUUACAUAUUUGACAGAUACUUUAUUAGCAGAAAAAGUAUAAUAUUACUUUAAUAUUUAUUCAAUAUUUAACAAAAUGUAUGUAGUACCAAUAUUGUAUACUUACAAUUUGAUAAUUUUAGCACAGAGUGCAUAACAUUUGAUACUCUAGUCUAUUCAUCAAUUGAUGAAAACGAUUUUGUACACCAUUUUUUAACUUAUCGCUACAUUUUAACUUAAAAGAGAACUUAAUUUUAUAUAGUGAGACUGGGAAAUAUGGUCAAUGUUAUUUCAACCUUAUUUU